AAAUAAAAUCAAACCAACAAAAUCCAAAACAUCAUUUCCGCACCAAAAAAGAAACGCGCAUUUACGUUGGGAGAGUUCAGCGAAAAUGGCAGGCGAAGCAGCAGCGGCGGCGAAUUUCUGGGGUGAUACGCCGGAGGAAGACUAUUACAGGUCGCAGGGUGUACGCAACACCAAGUCUUACUUCGACACUCCCAACGGAAAGCUCUUCACCCAGAGCUUCUUACCCUUGGAUAAAAAAGUGAAGGCCUCCGUCUACAUGACCCACGGCUAUGGAUCCGACACUGGUUGGCUCUUCCAGAAGAUCUGCAUCAACUUUUCCAAUUGGGGUUACGCUGUUUUCGCCGCUGAUCUUCUCGGCCAUGGCAGAUCCGAGGGUCUCCGCUGCUACUUAGAGGUCGUGAAUGUAGGUGACAUGGAGAAAGUUGCUGCAACAUCCUUAUCAUUCUUCAAGCACGUCCGGAACAGCGAUGAAUACAAAGACUUACCUGCAUUCCUGUUUGGUGAAUCCAUGGGAGGAGCAGCAACAAUGCUCAUGUACUUUCAAUCCGACCCUGAAACUUGGACCGGUCUAAUUUUCUCGGCGCCGCUCUUUGUGAUGCCUGAGAACAUGAAGCCGAGUAAGGUGCGGUUGUUCAUGUAUGGUCUGCUCUUCGGAUUAGCUGAUACAUGGGCAACUAUGCCGGAUAACAAGAUGGUUGGAAAAGCAAUCAAAGACCCAGAAAAGCUUAAGAUCAUAGCAUCAAACCCAAGAAGAUACACUGGACCACCAAGGGUUGGAACCAUGAGGGAGCUGGCUAGGGUUUGUCAGUACAUUCAAGACAAUUUCUCAAAGGUAAGGGCACCAUUUUUGACAGUUCAUGGGACUAGUGAUGGUGUCACAUGCCCAACAUCAUCUAAAUUGUUGUAUGAGAAGGCAUCAAGUGUGGACAAAACCUUGAAACUGUAUGAUGGGAUGUAUCAUUCCUUGAUUCAAGGGGAGCCUGAUGAGAAUGCUGAUCUUGUUUUGAAGGAUAUGAGCGAGUGGAUUGAUGAAAGGGUUGAGAGGUAUGGGUCUAAAUAAUGUGUUUGUUAAACCUAUUCGGCUUUUAUUAGGUCCUUAAUAAUUAAUUGGGCAUUUGGUGGACUAAUUUGAGAUUUGAGGACCCCCAAAACAACAACAACCCCUCAAAAGAUUCUUGUAAUAAAGACGACAAAUGGAAAUUAUUAUGUGGUUUGUCAUGAUAUUGUAUAAUUUGUUAUAUGGUGUAGUAAUUAUUUGGUUUAAAGAUACUUGCCUUAUUUAA
Molecule: messenger RNA, 1283 nt
Organism: Gossypium raimondii (Peruvian cotton)
Lineage: Eukaryota; Viridiplantae; Streptophyta; Magnoliopsida; Malvales; Malvaceae
Product: caffeoylshikimate esterase
Exons: 2
Coding region: 86-1060 (324 amino acids)
Cellular component (GO): membrane
Molecular function (GO): lipase activity
Source: RefSeq, a predicted model, not a curated record